CCGAACAAAUAAACAAAAUGGAGGCAGACAUUUUUGCAUACGUCUACCAAGCGGCGGCCAUUUUGCUAGUGGGCUUUACAUUUUUCGGGCUCAAACGUUGUUUACUCUAUGCAAAAUUAUAUGUGCCAAAGCGAAAGCAACGAACCAGGUCGAGUGCCACUGCGACAGCAGCAGUAGCAGCAGCAGCUACGGCCCCAGCAACAACAAUACCAGCAAGCGAGACGAGCUGCGGCAAGGGAGCAACAAAAUUGACGCAGCCACAGCAGUCGCAGCACCAGUAUCACCAGUACCAGCAACAACAACAACAACAACAAAUACAUCCACGACUAUUACAACGAAGUCAACUGCCCAGAAUGGGCAACACAAAUGCCCACGCGGGUGUGUCACCAUCACCAUCGGCGUCAGCCACUGCGACUUCCGAUGAAAAGUCAGCCAAUAGCUCCACUGUCUUGCGCCAUGGCGAGAGACGGGGGAGUCGCGCGCGAGUCCUGAGCCGACUGAUGAGCAAGAAGAGCAUUCGGGAUGCGUUUCUCAUGGCGCCACCACCGGCGUUGCCCACGCACACCUAUGUGGAGGCGAAUGCCUCCGAUGCACCGACGCCGGAUGCCAGCAGAGGACAAUUGGAUGCCAGUGAACAAAUAGAUUUUCAUCCCCGCACCCCUGGAAGCAACAGCGAAAUAGCGAUAGUACUCCCAGAGGCACCGAAUCCCUACUUCUCUGCCACGCCUGCCGAACUCAGCGAUUUAAGUCAACUUCGCCUGCAGCUGCUCAACAAAUCUCAGGCAACAAAGGACCGUCCGCUCAGCGAGAUAAGUCUAACCUCCGGCGACACACUCUCGCCGAGCACAGCACGCGCUGUCCUGGAGCUGCAACGUCGCUGUCACGCCGAUAAGCUUGCCUGCCUGAGCAUCAGCCGAACCACACAUCUGCACAUCGAAGGGAGUGACCCCAACAACCUGAUCACGGUCAAUGGAGUAGCUGAGGAAGCGGAAAAGGAGCUGCUGCAGCAGAUAGAAAUCGCUGCCGAGGCAACGCCGGAGAGCUCGCCGGACGAGCUUAUGGCUCUGCAGCUGGGCAAGAAGUUGGCCCAGGUUUUGGGCAGUGGAGGUGCAUCCUCGCCGCAGACGACCGAAGGCUCCACGAACGCCGUGGGCUCACCGCUCAGCAAUGGCGAGCUAUUCAACAUAUCCAAGGCCAAGAAAGUGGAACUGCAGAAUCUGUCGUCUCGCUUUACGGCCGUUACGCAGACGCCACCAACAACGAUCCAAGCAACAGACACAGUCACGCCCCCCUGCGUCCCCAGCUCAGGCAGCACAGGCAGCACUACGGAAACGCAAUCAACUGUUAUAAUUUCGUUUAAAUCAUCCCAAACAGCUGUGCAAUCUCAGGCGCCCCCACCGGCGACGACCACUGAAGGCGCUGAGCACGAUGAUGGCAAUGACAUUGGGCAUGUGGAUCCUAUGCCGCCGCCGCCCGGUUUUGGCACGCCCACAACGCCGCUGCUGUCAAGCAAUGUGCUCAAGAAAGUCGCUAGCUUUACGGCUGAGAAGGCAGCAGCGGUCCAGGGCAGUGGCAGCGCACAGAGCCCCGCCAAUGAGCAGCUUGCCGCACUGACAGCCACCUCGACACCGGUGGCAGCUUCAGUGGCCGCCGCCGCCGCCGCCGCCGCAUCCGCCUCUGCAACAGCCACCCAGCUACCUGAACAACCUACUGGUGGUGCUAUGGCUGGUGCUGGCCCGCGACGCGGCUCUUCUUAUGUACCGGAAAAGUUAAGCUUCGCUGCAUAUGAAAAGUUCGAAGGUCAAAUGCUGAUUAAAUGGCUCAUCUCGACGCUGAACAGCAAGAACAGUAUCCCGGAAACGGAGAUCAAUGCCAUGGCCUUGCAGUUGUGCAAUAAUCUCAAAUAUGUGGGCGUGUUGAAGCAAAUUUCCAACGAGCAACAGGACACAUUUAGCCCGUACGAGAUGUACCAGUGGACACACACGGAACAGCCAACCACCUCGCUGCCCUUGACACCAGGAAAACUGGACAAGGUGGCCGCCUGGCCCUUCUCUAGCACGCCAGCGCUAAGCAAAGCGCCAGCAACAAGAACGGAAACAGCCGGUGCGGAUAACAAAAGUCUGCAGCAGACUCUGCGAAAGCGUUUGCUGAACUGCGCCACGCUGGCCGAGAUGCAUGCGGUGGUUAACGAGCUGCUCAGCAGCGUGGAUGAACCGCCGAGACGCCCGUCAAGACGUUGCGUGCAGUUGACCGAUUUGAUCAACGCCAGUGAAUCGACCAUAUAUGAGUACAACAAAACACAGGGAAGUGAUCAUGUGGAGGUUGCGGACCACAGAAGCUACGCGGAUGCGGAGGUGCAAACGGAUGAGCUAUCCAGCGAAACUUGUCAGUGUGGUGCGAAAAGGAAACAGUCAUCAGUGGAAAAAGAGGAAGGGGAAGGAGCUGCAUCUGAGGAAGGAGCGGAGACACAAAGUAAACCGACAAGUCCGUCCGCUCCUCCACCCCCACCGCCACCACCGCCUCCUUCACUAGUACCUGCACCACCUCCCCCACCCCCGCCACUAGCACCAGCACCACCGCCCCCACCGCCACCCCCUGCGCUAGCGCCUGGACCUGCUCCUCCACCACCACCCCCAGCGCCCACCCUUUCACUUAGCACUGGCCCAGUGCCACCGCCGCCGCUUAAUAGCACAAAAUCCGCCUCAGAUCUCUCACCCGCACCUCUCCCCAAUCCGGCCGAGGGCAAUUGGUUUCAUCGCACAAACACGCUGCGCAAAAGUGCAGUCAACCCGCCCAAGCCGAUGAGGCCGCUUUAUUGGACGCGCAUUGUAACGUCCGCUCCAGCAAUACCGCGACCACCCUCCGUGGCCAAUUCUACAGACAGCACGGACAACAGCGGCAGCUCGCCGGAUGAGCCAACGAGUACAGCAUCGACGCCGCCGCCGCCCGUCAAAGAAAUCUGGACUGAAAUCGAAGAGACGCCGUUGGACAACAUCGACGAGUUUACGGAGCUCUUCUCGCGCCAGGCCAUCGCGCCAGUAAGCAAGCCGAAGGAGCCGAAGGUUAAGAGCUUCAAAUUCAUCAAAGUGCUCGAGCCGAAUCGCUCCAAAAAUGUGGGAAUCUUCUCGCGCAGUCUCCAUCUGCCGUCACGUGAGAUCGAGCAUGCCAUUUACCAUGUGGACACAUCGGUGGUCAGUCUGGAGACGCUGCAGCAAAUCAGCCAUAUCAAAGCUACGGAGGAGGAGCUGCAGAAAAUCAAGGAGGCCGCCGGUGGCGAACUGCCACUUGAUCAUCCAGAGCAGUUUCUGCUGGACAUUUCAUUGAUCUCCAUGGCCACCGAGCGAAUUUCCUGUAUCGUCUUCCAGGCAGAAUUCGAUGAAGCCUACACGCUGCUGAUGCGUAAAUUGGAGACGGUGGCCCAGUUGUCGCAGCAUCUCACCGAAAGUGAAGAUCUCAAGCUCGUGUUCUCUAUUAUUUUAACUCUCGGUAACUAUAUGAACGGUGGAAAUCGUCAGCGUGGCCAAGCUGAUGGCUUUACGCUCGACAUUCUGGGCAAGCUGAAGGAUGUCAAGUCGAAGGAGUCUCAGACAACGCUACUGCACUUCAUCGUGCGCACAUACAUCGCCCAGAGACGCAAGGAAGGUGUGUAUCCAAAGGACAUACGCCUGCCCAUACCAGAGCCGGCGGACGUGGAGCGAGCGGCGCAACUGGACUUCGAAGAGGUCAGGCAGCAGAUUAAGGAUUUAAAUAGAAAACUGAAUACCUGCAAGGAGACCACCAAACAAGUGCUGAGUUCAUCCAGCGAGCAAAGCUUAGAGCCUUUCAAGUCCAAAAUGAAGGAUUUCAUGAUCAGUGCAGACAAAUCCAUGGCCAAGCUCCAUCAACGCCUAGAGGAGUGCCGCGAGCUUUUUCUGGAAACAACACGCUUCUAUCAUUUUGCGCCAAAAAAGUCUUCACAAGCAUUAGCAUACUGCACGCCAGAUGAAUUUUUCGACUACUGGACAAACUUUACUAACGAUUUUAAGGACAUUUGGAAAAAGGAAAUUGAUGCGCUUAUGAAUGAUUUGUUAAAGAAAUCUAAAAAGGUGCAAGAUGGAAACCAACGAGCACCGUCUACAAAGGUGCCAACCACCGAAGUGUCCCUAAAGGAGCGCAUGCUGAGGCGACGCAAUAAAAAUAAAUAAUUAGCAGUAGCACAUACCCAAAUUAGUUGUAAGCAUAGGUCGCUUUAGAUAAUAGCAUUGCUAAGCAAAAGUUCUCGUUGUACCGAGUAUUUCAUUA
This is a messenger RNA of Scaptodrosophila lebanonensis, 4281 nucleotides long. It is a transcript of the gene capu, whose product is annotated as protein cappuccino. The transcript has 9 exons. The record is from RefSeq and is a predicted model, not a curated record. NCBI's taxonomy places the organism in Eukaryota, Metazoa, Arthropoda, Insecta, Diptera, Drosophilidae. Gene Ontology annotation, biological process: cortical actin cytoskeleton organization; actin filament network formation; actin nucleation. The coding region runs from base 18 to 4184 and encodes 1388 amino acids. Gene Ontology annotation, cellular component: cytoplasm; actin filament; cytoskeleton. Gene Ontology annotation, molecular function: microtubule binding; actin filament binding.